CAUUCUCCAUUCUCAUCACUCAAAUAGUUUUCUAGUUCAUCCAACAUUUUUGUGUGUGAUUUUGUUUUAUUUUAUUUCUCAAAUGGCUCAAAUGACAGGUUUAAGAGCAAAUAGAAAAGUUCUUUGUAUUUUGGGGUUGUUCAAUAUUUUGUUGAUGUUACAAAAUGUUAAUUGUUAUGAGUUUAAAGUUGGAGGUUCUGGUGAUUGGAGUGUCCCUAUGGAUCCAAAUGCUAAUAAUUAUAAUCAAUGGGCUGAGAGGAGUAGAUUCCAAAUUGGUGACACUUUAUCUUUUCACUACUCAGAUAAAGACUCAGUGCUUCUUGUAAACAAGGCAGAUUUUGACAAUUGCAACACAGCUUCACCUAUUGAGAAGUACAGUGAUGGACACAGUGUGUUCAAGUUUAACCACUCUGGAUCAUACUACUUCAUCAGUGGGGUUCAUGACAACUGUGUCAAGAAUCAAAAGUUGCAUGUUGUAGUCAUGGCUGAUAGAAGCCACAACACCAAAACUGGAGCUUCUCCUCCUCCUCCAUCAGUAGAUGAUGUUCCUCCGGCCCCGGCCCCGGCCCCGGCUGGUGAGGAGGCACCAUCACCACCCACUAGCUCAGUUGAGAUCAUCCCAACUCCAGCACCUUCUCAAGAAUCAUCUCCUCCCAAGAAUGGCGCUUCAUCGAUCGUCAUGAGCUUUGUUGGCUCCACUGCAGCUUUUGUUGGUUCCUCCAUAUUGCUGGGAUUCUGAUAGGAGUUGAUUGACCUUGUAUUUAUUUUGUAUUUGAUUGUUGUUCUUUUGUUUUUCAUUUUUGGGAUUUAUGUUUCAUUUGUUUUCCUUACUUUGCUCUCAGUGAAUGUAACUGGGAGUAAAAGUGUAUAUUGGUUUGUAUUGAUUCGAUUAUGAGAAUAAAUAAAACUGAAUGUUUGUGUA
This is a messenger RNA of Capsicum annuum, 922 nucleotides long. Its product is annotated as early nodulin-like protein 3. The record is from RefSeq and is a predicted model, not a curated record. Bases 83 to 739 code for a protein of 218 amino acids. Lineage: Eukaryota; Viridiplantae; Streptophyta; Magnoliopsida; Solanales; Solanaceae. Gene Ontology annotation, molecular function: electron transfer activity. The transcript is spliced from 2 exons. Gene Ontology annotation, cellular component: plasma membrane.